AUGGCCGAAAGCGAUGACGAACAAAUAACCCUCUCAUCCCACGCUCUCGCGGCGCUGCAGGAGUUCUACGGAGAGCGCGAUGCACACGUCGAUAAGUUUGAGAAACUAAAGACGGUGGCUGAGGACGAACGUGUUGCCUCGCAGCCGCUGUCUAUGGAUGCGUUUACUGAGGACUGGAAUAAGUCGCAGUUCUGGUACUCGGAUGAAACGGCUAUUCUGUAUGCGAAACAGCUUCUAGAUGGCAUACGCGAGGACGAGGUUGUCGCUGUGGUAUCGGUGCCUAGUGUGUUUAUUGCGCUGAAGAAUCUGUUGAACGCAGCAGACGCCAACACCCCCAAACCAAAAGUCGUCUUCCUCGAGCACGACCAGCGGUUCUCCGUCUUCCCAGAGUUUAUAUUCUACGACUUCCUGCACCCUAUCAAGCUUCCCGCGGAACUAAAAGGCGGCGUCGAUCGCAUCAUAUGCGACCCCCCUUUUCUCAGCGAGGACUGCCAGACGAAAAUGGCUCUAACCAUCCGCUGGAUGUCCCGCUCAACCCCGCGUCUCAUAAUCACCACGGGCGAGCGCAUGGAGACGCUGGUGACGAAGCUGUACCGGUCCCUCGGCGCGCAGACUACGACGUACGAGCCGGUGCAUACGCGCGGGCUUAGUAACGAGUUUUACUGCUAUGCUAACUUUGAGUGUCAUGCUUGGAGCUUCAAGGGCACGAAGUGA
Daldinia childiae is the source of this 714-nucleotide messenger RNA. Its product is annotated as N(6)-adenine-specific DNA methyltransferase-like 1. Gene Ontology annotation, molecular function: protein-lysine N-methyltransferase activity; nucleic acid binding. The record is from RefSeq and is a predicted model, not a curated record. The transcript has 5 exons. NCBI's taxonomy places the organism in Eukaryota, Fungi, Ascomycota, Sordariomycetes, Xylariales, Hypoxylaceae. The coding region runs from base 1 to 714 and encodes 237 amino acids. Gene Ontology annotation, biological process: methylation.